Molecule: messenger RNA, 504 nt
Organism: Coprinopsis cinerea okayama7#130
Lineage: Eukaryota; Fungi; Basidiomycota; Agaricomycetes; Agaricales; Psathyrellaceae
Exons: 2
Coding region: 1-504 (167 amino acids)
Source: RefSeq, a predicted model, not a curated record
AUGAAUGUAGAAUACAUGGAGGGUGUUCACCAGGGAGAAUUUAUUACUGGGUCAAUAGAAGAGGUCAAGGCAAGGGUCCCGUAUGAUCCUGAUGAGGAGGAUGAGGGCUUUCAUGGAAUUGAAAAGGAAGGAUCCUCAAAAGUAACUCCUCCGAGCUAUGUUGACCCUACUUUGACUUUACAUGAAGAGCCUCCAGAAUGGUGUGAGAAAACUCACAAUUCCUUUGAAGCAUGUCAGAAAUGUGCAGCGAUUGCAGCAUGGAAGUACAAAUUCAACCAUACUGUAGAUGAUAUUGUUCUAAGAACACAUUUCCACAAAUGCCGUGCAAAGAAAGCACCGAUGAAAGACAAGAAAUCUAAUGCAGAUGAUGUUCAAGUCAAGUUGAUGAUGUCUGGUGCUCCAAAAGGCUGUCUCAUAAAAGAAGGGAUAUGCACACCAAGCCAAUGCCAAGCUAAUGCUCCACCGGUACCUGGAGUUGAGGGAGGAGAAGAAGACAACUACUGA